Effrenium voratum is the source of this 1536-nucleotide messenger RNA. NCBI's taxonomy places the organism in Eukaryota, Dinophyceae, Suessiales, Symbiodiniaceae. The record is from the annotation of a GenBank genome assembly.
AUGGCUUUGGUGUUCAUGCUGACUGACAGUGAUGAGGGGAUGACACCCUACUUCAUCCCAACGGGGAGAAUCCUUGAUGGCAAUGACAUCAGCAAGUUUGCUGUGAGCGAUGCUGAUGCAUUGCAGGAGCAUUUGAUGAAGAUGACUAAGGAGCAGAUCACCGAGACAUUAGCAAAGUUGAGCUUGAAACCGAACAGGAAGUCCUUGACCAAGCUUAACCUUGCUACGCUGAUUGCUGGGAAGAUGACUUUCUUGAGCAAGAGGGCAUCUAGCAUUUCUCAGGCUUCGUCUUCUGCUACACCUGUUCAUGGAUACUCCGCCAAAGCCAAGAAGAAUGACGACAUUGUCAUUCGCGUGAAGCCCUACGACCACAGGUGCCCUUCCCUUGACAUUGGAACCAUGGAGAUUCCAAUUCGCCUUGACAUGUCGGUCUCAACCCUGCUGGUCAAUGUCUCUGAGAAGCUCAGCGAGAUUUUCAAGGACUACGAUUGGAAGUUGGUGUUGAAGUUCAAGGAUGAGUUCCUCACCAACAGUAUCCAUGCCCUGUGGUAUGUUGGCUUCACAAAGGACAACUGCUACGCCGUCUUUGAUGAGAGUGACCCCAACUACCACAAGAUUUUUGAGGAUGUGGUCAAGAACGGGAAGGUGGAAAAGCCAUUCACCGGUGUCAGUGAUUUCACCGUUGAGGAGGUAGAGACCAAUAGCGAGGCGAGUGAGUCAGUGGAGGAGCAGGAGAUUAUCGACUGGUUGGCUCAGGCAGAGUGCAACCACUACCAGAACUCAGCCAUUGACUUCUUUGAGAAUGUCAGCACUCUCUCUGUUUGCGACCACUCAGGUGAUAAGGUGCUCUUUGACAUCCCCAUUGACAAGGACUUCAUGAGCUUGAGCAUGUUGCACCACGAGAUUGAGAACCGCUUGACCUUUGUCACGUCCAAGUCUGAGAAGAAGGUGAUCACGGAAAGCGAGUUGGACUUCAUCAUCAGCGCCACUUCCAAGCACAAGACAGUCUUGACGGACAUGAAUGACAUUGAGUAUGACAGGAUGUAUCUCUUCCUUCGCAUCCGCGGAGGCGGCAAGAAUGCAGACAAGGUCAUCAAGACCUACUUGAAGAAGGACACUCCAACAAGCUUGGGUGGAGAGGACAAGUGGCUGUUCGACAAGAUUGUCGGAAGUUCCCCCAUCUGGAAUGCCAUGACAGCAGAUGAAGUGCGCCGUGCCUUCAACGACCUGGACUUGGCAGUGCUUCGUGGGAUGGAAGACUUCCUGAAGCACGGCAAGGUCACUAAUGCCAACAAGCCCCAGAUGAUGGUGGAGAUGCUUCCGGCUAUUCAGGAGAUGGACACGGCGAUUGCCAAGAUUGUUUCCAACAAGAAAAAGGUGAAAACCAUUGUCAUGGACUACAUCAAAAUGGUUUGUGGGGAUGAGGAGGGCUCGGUGAAAGUGGUAAAGCUCGUUAAGUUCAUUGAGGGUAGGAUUGCCGUGAAGCUUGACAAGUUGGCCGAGACCGAGAAAACGGGCGGAGAUGUGAGUAUGUGA